Molecule: messenger RNA, 297 nt
Organism: Lasiodiplodia theobromae
Lineage: Eukaryota; Fungi; Ascomycota; Dothideomycetes; Botryosphaeriales; Botryosphaeriaceae
Product: putative histone-lysine N-methyltransferase (Ash1)
Exons: 4
Coding region: 1-297 (98 amino acids)
Source: RefSeq, a predicted model, not a curated record
AUGAAGAUUGCCUUCGUCCUCGCUACUCUUGCUUCCGCCGCUCUGGCCGAUAGCUGGAGGUACUGCGCUUGUCAGCAGGCGACUGAUAGCUCCACUCUCGUCGAUGGCGCUACUACGACCUGCUGCACUGCUGGCUCCAUUAAAGCUAUCAAUGGGAUUUCCGAGGGUUCUAUCACCUCCGAGCUGCGGUUCCCUGGCAACUACUGCUAUGCCCCUGACAAGCAGGAUGGUGACCAGUUCUACUCGUGCUGCAAGUCGAACGGUGCUGGCGACUCUGCCUGCAUCAACCGCUACUAA